AUGGAACAGGAAUACUUCUGUCAUCCAUCUGGUGCAUGGGGUGGAAUUGGCACAAUUUCUACAUGUAUGCUCAAGAAUAGUCUUCAGUAUACAGCAUAUACACCAUUAAAAAUAUUCCAAAAUCUCAAAAAAUCAACACCUUACAAU
This is a messenger RNA of Entrophospora sp. SA101, 147 nucleotides long. NCBI's taxonomy places the organism in Eukaryota, Fungi, Glomeromycota, Glomeromycetes, Entrophosporales, Entrophosporaceae. The record is from the annotation of a GenBank genome assembly.